AUGUUUUGGCGCUUUGGCUUAAACCCCUCAGCCAUUGAUGGCCUCUUAGACAAAGAAGAUCUAACUCUACAAGAACUACUGGAAGAAGAUGACUUAUUACAAGAAUGCAAAACACAAAACAAUAAAUUAAUUGAUUACCUUCGUCGGCCAAAUAUACUUUCCCAACUACUACAAUAUAUUAUUCAGGAAGAUUUGGAUGAUAGACAACGUUUCAAAUAUCCAUAUGUCGCUUGCGAAGUUCUCUCUUGUGAAAUUUGGGCCAUUUGUGAGGCUGUAAUUGAUAACCCUGACUUACUUGCUUCUUUCUGGCAACUUUUGGAUCGCCCACCACCAUUAAAUCCAUUGCAAGCAAGCUAUUUCGUAAAAGUGAACGCGGUGUUUUUAUCAAGGAAAACAAGCGAGAUGGUAAAAUUCAUACGAUCUAUACCAAAGGUCGUCAACAAAUUAUUGACACAUAUGGAAACUUCAGCAAUCAUGGAUUUAUUAUUGAAAUUGAUCAGCGUUGAGGAGUAUCCAGAGGGUGCUGGGGUUGUCGAUUGGCUGAAUUCGGAAGGACUUAUUCAGUCUUUAAUUUCCAAAUUGGAUCCUAAUCUUGAUCCCGACAUACAUUCAACGGCUGCUCAAGUUUUAAACGAUAUAAUAUCAAUAUCUCAAUCGAGUAAUCCCGAGCAAGGAGGCGUUGGACCGAACGCCUUGAGUAGAGAACUUAUUAGUGAAAAGAUAGUUUCGCGACUUGUUGAUUAUAUGCUUGACGUGAAAUCCUCUGGCUCAACAUCCACUCUAAUAAAUGGUGUUGGUAUAUUUAUUCAAAUAAUUCAGAAAAAUAAUUGGUCAGUUACUCAUAGCUUAGUAUUAGAAGAAAUUAUUUUUACCCUCAAGCUUAUUUUACUUUCUUCCAACUUUAGUGAUUACAAUGAAGAGGCGAUGUUAUCUCUAGUACAACACAAUCAACACAAUUCGGUGGUUGAUUUGAGUGAAAUGUUAAGAGUUUUGGCUAAUCGUAUUGGAGAAUUUAAGAAAUUACUAGAGAGUCCCAAAUCAGUGACGAAACCUAUCGAGACUACGAUAGGGAAAAUGGUUCCACUUGGCUUUGAACGAUUUAGAAUUUGCGAACUUUUUGCUGAAUUAAUUCAUUGCUCUAAUAUGAGUUUAAUGAAUACAAUUCGUCCCGAGUCUUCUUCAAACGGCUUAUUUGGUAUUCAAAAUUCAAAUAACAACUAUAGUGAUUAUGAACACGCAGAUUCUACUUUUGUGUCAGUAGUGCCAGAACAAGAACAAAAAGGUUACAGUUCAUCUCUCGACUCGAUAAACUCCACAAAGUCCACCACGCAACAAGAGACAAAUUCUGACCUGCCUGGAAAUUCAAUUGACUCGACUUUACCUAUGGACACUGUUGAAAAUGAACAUGGGCAGACAAUAAACAAUUCUGUGGAAUCAAACAAAAAUAGUAAUCAAUUAGCCACGCAAAAUCAAAAUAAUAUACCAGUUGGUGAUCUGCUUAAAGAGAAAUUCAUCGAGCAUAAAAUCAUUCCAACUUGUCUGGAUUUGUUCUUCACUUUCAAGUGGAACAAUUUCCUGCAUACAGUUGUUUACGAUAUGAUUGCCCAGAUUUUCAAUAGACGAAUGGAUAUUGGUCGAAAUAAAGAAUUGGCCAUAUCUGUAUUUACAGAUGGCAAGUUAACCAAAAGAAUUACGGAAGCUCAAAAAACCAAUGAGAAAAAAGUGAAGGAGCCUAAAGGGGUGAGAUUAGGUUAUAUGGGACAUUUAACAUUCAUCGCUGAAGAGGUUGUCAAAUUACUGGAUCGAUAUGCAGUGGACAUUGAGUAUAUCGAGGCACCAGAAUGGCAGGAAUAUGUGUCAAAAACUCUUCGUGAAACACGAGAACGUGAUCGUGCACCUUUAGGUGGCCAAAGGCCCAAUGAACACGAUUUGUCGCCGAGUCACGAAGAGAGCGAAGACGAGGAGGAUGAUUCAAUUGAGCCCACCGCUGUUCCUGAUAAUGGUGAUAUAGCUAGCCAUCAAUUUGCUCGAUAUUUAUGUCAACAAAUCACUAAUCAUGACAAGUUUAAUUCAUCGGACGAAGAUGAAGAUGAGGAUGACAGCUGGAUGGGGGAUGAUUUCAAUCCAAAUGUGAAUGACAGAGAUUUCGAAAAUCGACAGUCUUCGCUGGACGAUGACUAUGGAGAUGACAGUGAUGAAGAGGAAGCUCCUAGCAAAUGGUCACCGACGCUAGCCAACUUUUCAUCAAAUUUCGGAAAUGAUAUUAGUACAAACGAACAACACAAGACAACCGAGGUUUCAAUGGCAGCAGUCGAGAUGUCUCCCUAUAUUUUGAUCAACAAUACACCAGUCACCGCCACUACCACCACAACUAAUCAUCAUCACAUUACUACAUCUGCUACGACAACAACACCUGACGAGACUGUGAAAUCUAACAACGCCGCUUUUUCGAAUGCCACCAACCCUGCAAUACCCAACUCUUUAAAAACAACACCAUCAACCGCAUCACCACCUCCUAUCGUGAAAAUAUCCACAUCUUCAUCAUAUACCGGGGGGUGUAGAAGUCCAUCUGAUGUUAUUAAUGAUGACGAGGAGGAAGAGGAAAAGGAGGAAGAUAGAAUAUUACCCAUAGGGCAAGAAUCUCCUAUAAUGGAAAAUAAUUCAAUCGCGACGUCACGUGGAAGUGAAGAUAAAUUAAUGGACUUUUCUACCUUUGAUAAAAUGGGGAUAAAAGUUGAGAAUAAUGGCGAUGAUGGAUUUUCUGAAAAGAUCUAA
This is a messenger RNA of Ambispora leptoticha, 2775 nucleotides long. The record is from the annotation of a GenBank genome assembly. Lineage: Eukaryota; Fungi; Glomeromycota; Glomeromycetes; Archaeosporales; Ambisporaceae.